CGAGGCAGCGUCGCCGUUCCACCACCUUGGGCGCCUCCACUAGCGUGGCAGCCCCGCGUCCUCCUCCGACUCCUGGCCGAUCGCCGAGUACACGGUUAUGUCUCAGGUGGCAGUGGCGCUAGGGCUGGUCCUCGGUCUUCAGGUGUGGCUGUCGCUGUGCGCGGGCCUCGUGCCCCCGGAGUCCAGCUUCUCGGAGGAGCGCCAGGUGUACGCGGUCCCGCGGAGCCUCGCCGGGGACUCGCGAGAGCGACGCAGCAGCGGCCUCGGCUCCUCCUUCAUCCGCUUCGGCCGGGAUAGGGACGCGGCUCUCGGAUCCGUCAGCCAGCCGCACACGCGUUCCGACACCGUUAUCAGGUUCGGCCGGGACGGGCUCAACGGCCGGCUGAAUCGGCUACGCCAGGAGCGCAUGCGCAGGCUUGCGAGGCUCGCCCUCAUUUGCGCGGCCAAGAGCCAGGAGGACUCGCCCGCCAGCUCCACCGAA
Ceratosolen solmsi marchali is the source of this 481-nucleotide messenger RNA. RefSeq lists its product as uncharacterized. The annotation marks the transcript as partial. The record is from RefSeq and is a predicted model, not a curated record. Lineage: Eukaryota; Metazoa; Arthropoda; Insecta; Hymenoptera; Agaonidae. The transcript has 2 exons.